AUGUCAUAUACCAUGUCAAAAGAUCAUACAAGUAUAGAUUCUACAAAUGAUAGGUUUCAUUUACGGCCAGCGGAACGUAUGAAGGCAGUCGCUAGUGUGAGCGCAUUGAUUGGUGGUAUGACGGGCCUCUACGAAGGCAUAAAAACUUCAUCAUUACGAUAUUUGGCAGAAAACGGACACAGGUUACCUAGAAAUGUGGGCGGUUGGUAUUUUUAUCAUAAGAGAAAGAACUAUGUUAUGAUAAUAAAUGGAUGUAAAGAGGGCGUAAAGCUGGGCUUGAAGUUCUCUACAGCCGUUACUGGUUUUUUUGGAUUAGAAUGGUUCAUUGACUCUUACGUGAGAAACGGCACCAUCGACUUCUUGAAUACAACUAUUGCUGCAACGAUCUCAUCCUCAGUAUAUGCUUUGUAUCGAGGAUUAAGCGGAACCCAAAUGAGAAGCUAUAUGAAAAAAGGAUGUGCUUUAGGGUUAAGUUUCGGGAUAUCCCAAGAUCUAUUAAUUUUUGUCAGAGGUGGACAUAUUUGGUAUUUAGAUGGGUUAGGUAUUAAAAACCCAAGGAAAAUAGAAGAUUCUAAAUUGGAAGCUUGA
Messenger RNA from Priceomyces carsonii, 588 nucleotides. RefSeq lists its product as uncharacterized. The record is from RefSeq and is a predicted model, not a curated record. Bases 1 to 588 code for a protein of 195 amino acids. The transcript has a single exon. NCBI's taxonomy places the organism in Eukaryota, Fungi, Ascomycota, Pichiomycetes, Serinales, Debaryomycetaceae.